Messenger RNA from Rhododendron vialii, 3278 nucleotides. Its product is annotated as pentatricopeptide repeat-containing protein At5g67570, chloroplastic. Gene Ontology annotation, molecular function: protein binding. The record is from RefSeq and is a predicted model, not a curated record. Gene Ontology annotation, cellular component: chloroplast. Lineage: Eukaryota; Viridiplantae; Streptophyta; Magnoliopsida; Ericales; Ericaceae. The transcript has 9 exons. Bases 123 to 2711 code for a protein of 862 amino acids. Gene Ontology annotation, biological process: chloroplast organization.
CUUAUAACUCCUCGAUGAGAUCGCGAGGAUAAGAAAAAACAGAAAAACCUUACCACCUCCUCCCCGAUUCCCACAUUCAAGUUAACACUCACUUCGCUCACGCUCCCGCCACCACCACCACCAUGGAAGCAGCUUCAACCGGACCUCCUCGCCUCCACCCUACACCACCCCAACCCCCCACCGACCAACAACUCACCCAAAAACUCCUCCAAUUCAACCUCACCCCCACCCCCAAAACCCUCCACGCCCUCCGCAAGAAACAGCUCCGAAAAACCCUCCGCAAGUCCAACCAAAACCGCCCCACCACUCCCCCUUCCGACGAAGAAGUGGAAUUAUCGCACUUCCAAGCCCUAAAAACCGAGUACAGAAACUUCACCAGAGCCAUCGACGCGAGCAAAUCCAAACCCAAGGACGGCGCCGUUCUGAUGGUGGGGAAACCGUGGGAGAGGGCGGAGGCGGGAGAUGAGUUGAGGGAGGUGGCGAGCAGGGAGGAGUACGGCGGGGAGAAGCUGAAGGCGGAGCAUUUGAGGGAGCUGAGUGGGUUCCUGGAACGGGACCGGGAUGAGUUCCGGUGGCUUCUGGAUGACGAUGUUGAGAUUGAAGGGGGGUGGGUGGAGGAUAGUGGGAGGAGGAACUGGGCUCCGCGGAAGCGCGGGGAGGAGGAGUCGAUUCGGUUUCUUGUUGAUAAGUUGAGUGGUACGGAACUGAGUGUGAAGGACUGGAAGUUAUCAAGGAUGAUGAAGAAGUCAGAGCUACAAUUUACAGAGGGUCAAUUGCUUAAGAUUGUUGAAGGGCUUAGGGUGAAAGGACAAUGGAGGAAUGCAAUGUCUGUUGUGGAGUGGGUGUACAGCUCCAAGGAACACAGACAUUAUAAGAGCAGGUUUGUAUACACCAAACUUUUGUCAGUUCUUUGCAAUGCAAGGAGACCUCGCGAAGCUCUUCAGAUCUUCGAUGUGAUGCGUGGAGAUUGCCAAAUAUAUCCGGAUAUGCCUGCAUAUCACUGCAUCGCUGUUACACUAGGUCAAGCUGGUUUUCUGAAAGAACUGAUGAAGAUUAUGGAAUGCAUGAGGAAAAAACCUGCUAAAAGAUUGAAAAAUAUGCGCCAAAAGAACUGGGAAGCUAUUCUUCAACCUGAUGUGGUUGUGUUUAACGCUGUAAUGAAUGCUUGUGUUCCAUCCCGUCAAUGGAAGGGUGUAUCUUGGGUGUUUGUGCAGUUGAGGAAAAAUGGUCUGAGGCCCAAUGGAGCAACUUAUGGACUUGCAAUGGAGGUAAUGUUACGUUCUGGAAAGUUUGACCUUGUACAUGAGUACUUUGGAAAAAUGAGAAGAAGUGGGGAAGCUCCAAAAGCCCUUACUUAUAAAGUUCUUGUCCAAACCUUUUGGGAGGGAGGUAAAGUUGAUGAAGCAGUUCAAGUAGUCAGGGACAUGGAACAAAGGGGAGUGUUUGGGACAGCAAGCGUGUAUUAUGAGCUAGCUUGCUGCCUUUGCAACAAUGGGAGGUGGCAAGAAGCUUUGCUCGAGGUUGAGAAGCUGAAAAAACUUCCUCACACUAAGCCUUUAGAAGUUACCUUCACUGGCAUGAUAAUGUCUUCUUUAAGGGGGGGACACAUUCACGAUUGCAUCUCUAUGUUCCAGCAUAUCAAAGACCAUUGUGCGGUUGACAUUGGCAUCAUAAAUGCCAUGCUCAAAGUCUACGGAAAGAACGAUAUGUUUUCGAAAGCAAAGGAGUUAUUUGAAGAGACCAAGAGUAUGAAAUCUGAUUCUAACAACAGCCUGAAUGAUUUGGGCUCUUCCCUUAGUGCAGAUGCAUAUACUUACUGCAUGAUGCUUAAGGCUUCUGCUAGCGCUCAUCAAUGGGAGUACUUUGAGUGUGUGUAUAAGGAGAUGGCACUCUCUGGGUAUGUCCUUAAUCAAAGUAAACAUGUGUCUCUGCUUAUCAAAGCCGCCAGAGCUGGGAAGGGGCAUCUGUUGGAGCAUGCAUUUGACAGUAUGUUGGAAGCUGGUGAAAUACCUUAUCAAUCAGUGUUCAAAGAAUUGAUAUGUCAAGCAAUACUUCAGCAUGAUUAUGAAAGAGCUAUCAGCAUAGUCAAGGUUAUGGCUCAUGCUCCAUUUCAAGUCACUGUAAAGGAGUGGACAGACUUCUUUGAGCGAAAUGGAGACAGGAUCAAUAGGGGGAGUUUAGAGGAGUUGUUGGAAACUCUCAGUAAUAAUGAUUUGCUUAUGGAAGCCACCGUAUCAAAUUUGACUAAGUCAUUGUUAUUUCUCAGUAGAUCUGAUAAGGUGGGUGAUAUGUCAAGGCCAGUAGCUUUUAAUGGUUCGUCUGUUGACCAAUCACCUUCGGCUGGUGAUAAUGGGAAAUUAGAUUGUGGUGGAAGUAGAAAUGUGCAGAAUUUUUCUGAAAGUACAGAGGGCAUUAAUGGCAAAACACAUGAUAUACAUGGUGUUGGAAAAGGUAACCUAUUUAUCAGCCUUGAGGAUUUGGCUCUUGAUGUGACAUCUGAUGAAUCAACUUAUGACUGUGAUGACGAAUUAUUGAAUCAUACUGAAUGUGGAAACCUAGAUAUGGAAGAGAUAGAAAUUGAUGAACCAACCAGCUUAGUUGGCGACACUCAUGAAUCCAACCUACCCUCUGUGGACGAAAUUCUGGAAUCAUGGAAAGAGGGCAGGAAAAGCGAUGGAAUUAUUUUCCCCUUUCAGUUUGGUGGAAAGUAAGUGCAAGUUGUUUUAUAACAGCUUGUCAAGUGAGCAAAACUAUGGUUGUAUGUCCGAGUUACAGGAGUUCGAAGAGUUUAAAGAAUUCUGAAGUAGUACAUAAAGAUCUCUUGUGGAUGCUUUGUUAGUGGUGCGGGAAGAAGAUAGCCAACAAUUGACGUGCUAAGGGUCGAAUAUAUCUGAACCGGAUGAGAUGGGCUUUUAUGGUUGAAUUAGGGGCUUUAACAAGGCUUCAGUCUGUUGUUGUCAGUGUUAUUAUCCGGCUUGGAGCCCCCUCUGCUGUAAGAUCAUUUCUGGGAACAGUGAAGAUUUCAGAGACUUGGUUUUGUUUUCAGUUUCCACAGGCGGCACCUAUUUCAGUUUGAGGGCAUUAACAAGAUUUCAUCAAGCUUGCUGGUGGGUGGAACUGCAUCUUAAGCUUUGUAACUGGUUUGAGUUGAUGUUUUAUUAACUUUAGGUCUCCUAUUUUUCCUUGCAUGUCAAAUGCAUAGUAGGCAGGUAUGGGAUACUUGUUGAUACGUUUUAUGCUUCUUAUAAUGUAGUAUUUUGAUUUCUGAAAAAACAAAA